GCAGUGGGUUUAUUUUGCGGUGAGGCCGACAAGCACAUGGCAGCAUUUGAUUGAACUGCUCAAUUUAAUUGUUAAAUUCUUAAAGUGAAUUAAAUACCUUGAAAUUAAGAUAACUUGCUUUGUCCCCGAUUCGACGAAAUGACGCAACGUGGCGAGACCGGAGUGAGGACAAGGAAUGGCGGAGAGAUCAAGAAAUUCACGAACAAAUUUGAAAAGAGUGGAGGAGAUGGUGACAAGUUCGGCAAGAAACGGAAAUUUGGUGAAGGUAUCAAAGAAGAGAAGGGAGCUGGAAAAAAGAAACCGCGAGCAUACGAGAACAUUGUCACAGCCGAUGGCAAACCAGACUGGAAAAAGGCAAGGAUGGAGAUGAAACAAUUAAAGGAAACGAGGAAGAAGAAGGAAAUGAAGCCAGAAAUUUACGAGCUGAGCAAAGAAGCUAAGAAAAUUUGGGAAGAGUUGCGAAAAGAAAAUUGUCCUCAAAAUGUUCGGGACAAACUUUGCGAUCAGAUGCAUCGUUUAGUUAAAGGACACAUUAAAAGGUUAUCUUUUGCCCACGAUACGUCUCGAGUUUUGGAGUCGCUCUUAAUGUAUGGUUCGGAAGAAGUUCGUGCCAACAUUCAUGUUGCGUUUAAGUCAAAGGAUGACAUUAUGCUUCUCAUGAAGUCAACCUAUGGACACUUUUUGGCUCUAAAAUUGAUGAAAUAUGCGACUAAAGAACAGAGGGAUGCUAUUUUCAAAGCCAUCGAAGCCCACGUCGUUACACUCCUCAAGCAUCAGUUCGCUUCAAGAGUGCUUAACGAUUUCUACUUGACGUAUGCCAAAGCAGCCCAGAAAACAAUCAUAAUUAAGGAGUGUUACGCCCCCUUGUUGCGUUUGGAGAGUUUGGAUGAAUCUUUGGGCUACGAUUUGAAACUUAUCCUUGAAAAAUUUCCCGAGAAGAAAACAGGCAUUCUGAACAAUUUGCAAGAACUUAUUACUUUCAUGCUGGAAAAAAAUAUGAAAACCAAUGCGAUUCUUCAUCUUUUGAUCCAUGAAUAUUUGGAAAAUUGUGCACAUGCCGAAAGGACAGAAUUAAUCACGACAAUGCGAGAAGAACUUGUAAACAUUUUGCACACCAACGAAGGUUCAUUACUUGGAUUGAGCUGUUUGUGGCACGGAACUCCCAAGGAUCGUAAAGUAAUUGUCAAAAGCUUCAAAGGCUUUAUUCCUAAAAUCGCAUGUGAUAAGAACGGAUAUCGAGUUCUUUUAGGAGUUAUUGACACAGUAGAUGACGUUGUACUUGUUUCAAAGGCAAUCUGCAAUGAAAUGCUGAAUAACUUGAAUGAUCUUGUGCUGAAUCAAUAUGGACAACGGACGGUUGUUUACCUUUUGGAGCAUCGAAGCUCAUUGUUCUUUGAUCCGGAAAUAUCAAAAUUGCUAGCCCAAGGGGACUCUAAUGAGUACACGAAAAAACCAAUUGGUCAACGUCUCAAGGACAUUACGGAACCUUUGGAACAAGAGUUUGUGGAUGGCAUUGUGGAUAAUUUUGGCAUGUGGAUGAAAGAGAAUUGUCCAUGUUUGGUAGCCAAAUUUAUUUUGAAAAGAUUCACAGGUGGUCACUUGAAUGAAGCUGUUCAAAAGGUUGCCGAGUGCAUUGCAGAGGCUUCGACGGCGGAAGGAGUUGAGCGAAACCCGAUUGAAGCACUAUCAAAGUUAAUUCUGAUGGAAUUACCGAUGGAAACCCGGCUUGCUUUUGCAUCUGAGUUGCUCGUCCAUUUGAAUAAAUUGGGACAAAUCAAACCCUGGCUUCAAACUAAUCGCGGAUGCUUCGUUUUGCUCAGAAUUUGGGAGAAAUGUGGACAAGACUCUCAACCUGGGAAAGAGGUGAAGAAAUGCGUUACGUCAAACAUUCAAAUUCUGAAAAAGCAUAAAACCGCAGGAGGAAAAUUAUUGAGUAAUAUCGUUGAAGAUUAAUCUAGAUGAUUAUUUUGCAUAUAUAGUAAAGUAAUUCCGCAAAUGUAAAAUUUUACAUUAUUAAAUAAUGAAUACAUUAAAUCAUUUCCUUUGUUUUAACUUUUCAA
Folsomia candida is the source of this 2060-nucleotide messenger RNA. RefSeq names its product pumilio homolog 3. The coding region runs from base 139 to 1953 and encodes 604 amino acids. Lineage: Eukaryota; Metazoa; Arthropoda; Collembola; Entomobryomorpha; Isotomidae. Gene Ontology annotation, cellular component: nucleolus. Gene Ontology annotation, molecular function: mRNA binding. The transcript has 11 exons. The record is from RefSeq and is a predicted model, not a curated record. Gene Ontology annotation, biological process: regulation of translation.